AUGGAAGUUUACGAAAUACUCUUGGCUCUCCCCAAAGAAAUUGUUUUUGAAAUAAUUUGCAUGGCCAUGCCCGAUGAUACAUUUUCCAAAUAUUAUUUAUUGCAUUGUGUGAUUCGUAAGAGUGAUUCAUUGGAAAUGGGCGGUAUUAUGGAGGAGGAUGAAGAACCUUUGAACUUGCCCUUCUCUCGGAGAGAUUUAAUGAACGGAGAAUAUGUGGAGAGAUUGUUGGAUUGCUUCCAUUAUUUUGAUCCAAUCUUACAACAACAUAACAAGCCUUCAAAACAAGUAACAAAGUUGUUUUCAAUCUUGGAGGAGUCCAUUGCGUAUUGCUAUCAGCACGACACGAAGGUUCAGGAAAAGCUCCAAACUCUGAAUCAUACAAAAUAUAGUUCUUGUGUUUUCACGAAAUUCACAUUUCCUGUGCUUAGAUCCAAUACAGAUUCACACAAGCUGUUGAAAAAGCUGAAGUAUAUUAUUCUUACAGCAGGAAUGGAGUUGGUUCGUGUACUGUCGACAAAUGUUAAGGCUUCUGAGACAGCGAAACGAUUCACUUCUCCAAACGCUCAGCCUACUAUUGAUUAUCUUGUUGAGCUGUUAAGCAAAUCAGAAAACGGCAAAAACGAAUCCAAAGUGCCCUCCUCAAAGCCAAAAAAAACCAAAGCUAAAGCAAGUGACCCAGUUGCCUCCAUUGAUACUAGCAUUUGUCACUAUUGUCUAAGAAAUAAGGCAAGGUCAGACAUACCAGAUUUGUGGUUUGAGGGGAUGUCCACCAAGUCAGUAUGUGUGACUUGUGGUAUUGGAAAAAAAGUAUUUGAUACUCUCUCAAGAUCACAGGUCAUUUCACUCACGCGUGUAAAAACUCCGUCCAAUGUUUUCUCGCAUACCUGCUUUGGAUACAACUCAAAACAGCACUUUUUGAAAAGAGAAGUCAUGAUUUAUUUGAAUGAACAAAAGGAGAGUACAAGUGCAGAGCCUCGCAUCAAGAAAGUGAAAACUCAGUAA
Messenger RNA from Naegleria lovaniensis, 1002 nucleotides. RefSeq lists its product as uncharacterized. The coding region runs from base 1 to 1002 and encodes 333 amino acids. The record is from RefSeq and is a predicted model, not a curated record. The transcript has a single exon. Lineage: Eukaryota; Heterolobosea; Eutetramitea; Acrasida; Naegleriidae.